Corythoichthys intestinalis (scribbled pipefish) is the source of this 2343-nucleotide messenger RNA. Its product is annotated as OX-2 membrane glycoprotein-like. Gene Ontology annotation, biological process: negative regulation of neuroinflammatory response; heterotypic cell-cell adhesion. The record is from RefSeq and is a predicted model, not a curated record. The coding region runs from base 412 to 1281 and encodes 289 amino acids. The transcript is spliced from 7 exons. Gene Ontology annotation, molecular function: cell-cell adhesion mediator activity. Lineage: Eukaryota; Metazoa; Chordata; Actinopteri; Syngnathiformes; Syngnathidae. Gene Ontology annotation, cellular component: cell surface; neuronal cell body; axon.
CGCGUGACUUCUAAAAAUAAGUGUCUGUUUGACUUUCAGUUCUAUUUUAACUCGUAAUAACAGAUUAUUUGACACGAAACGGAUGUCUGAAGUCUUGGAAUCCAAUUCCUUUGUUUUGCGCUGGUUUGAGCGCUGUGAGAUAAGUUUGGCGUAAUAUGUAGGUCGUGCUUUUGCUUGAGGGUUUCAAAGCACACGGCUACAGUAAAAUGCAAAGUAUAACUUUCUUUUGACCAAGAUUUUUUAAUUCUCUUUGCUGUUUUGACUGUAUCAUCAUGACAAUUGUAACAUGAAUCUAUCCUCCUUCACCACAAACGGGAACGGCUUCGGUAAUUACUUACAUAAUUAUCAGCUGGUUGACAGUGUUUCGCUUUCAUUUUGCGUCAACGACAUCAGCAGAGAAACCAAAACAAAAUGAAUAUUUGCAAGAUGUGGUACGACCUGCUUCUCGUCACUUUGCUGUUUGAAGCUGCCAGAAUGCAGAUAACUGGUUUUGGCGAUACAGCAGUGGACUAUGGGAAUGAUGCACAGUACAAGUGCGAGUUGCAGAACCAGAAAGGUGUGCAACAGGUCACAUGGCAGAAACGCCUGUGGGACAAUUCUGUUCAGAAUGUAGCGUCCUACAGCAAGAGGUUUGGACUAAACAUCAAUGAGCCUUAUCAGGGAAAGGUGAUUCUGACUGAAGCAUCCCUCAGCUCAACGUCUCUCACCAUAAAGAAUGUCACGUGGGAAGAUGAACAUUGUUACAUCUGCAUCUUUAACGUUUUCCCAGAAGAGUCCAAAAGAAAACAGACCUGCCUUACUGUGCAAGGAAUAUCUGAGGUGAAAGCAAAGGUACAGCAAAGUGAGGUCACAGAUGGAACCGCUUCAUUUGUGUUCAACUGCUCUGCCACUGGGAAACCAGCACCCUCCAUCCGCUGGCGUUUCUCUCCCAACAGCACUGGUUUUGACCAGCCGGUGAUCACCACAGUCCCCAAUGAUGACCGCUCUUUCACCAGCAGUCAGAAUGUCACUCUGCAUUUGUCUGGAAGCUGGAAAGGACAUGCAGACUGUGUGGCGCAGAGCGGAACUCAGAGAGAGCAGAUUAAAAGGGUCAAUUAUUCCUUUGAUGCUGGCCUGGAGGUGGGGGGAACUGGGAGAAGGCUGGCUAAAGGACACAUUGUAGUGGUUUGUGUCUGCGUGUUUGCUCUGGCCACUACUGUUGUUGCAGGAUUCUUAUUCAGAGUUGUGAGGACACAGAAAGGAACCGGAGCAGUUUCAGAGACUGUUGCAGGACGGGUUUGAUUGGCACAAAAGAUUCCAACAUGUUCAGCCUGUCAUUUUACCAGUUAUUUUGCAUGGCUCCAAUCAUCUGCAAAAGGACGCGCGUCUUCACAAGGAAAUCUGAAUUCACCCCCUUUGUAUGCAUAUCAACUUUAUAUUAGACUGUAUACUGGCACUUUUUCCCCCACACUUGCCCGAAGGUUUAAACUGAAAAAAAAAAGUGACUGUCAGAGAAUAUUGCUUCACAAGGAAAUGUCUGUUAGGUUUGAAAGGUUCCAUUUGUCCAAAGGUUCUUAGAAGAACAGGAAAGUACAGUACCUUAAUUUGUUUUGCAUGCUGUUACUAGAAGAAGUUCCAACCCUCGGGGCUGAACUCGACAGUGGCGUUUUAGUGCCACUCCGUGGCACUUUAUGUAAAUGUUAAUCAGAAAGUUGAAAAGCGCAGUCAUUAUAUUAUUAUUUAAUGAAUAUAUCUUAAGAAGGAAAUUUCUUUUUGCACUUUAGAACAUCUUUUUGUUGUGUUUGUGAUGGUUAUCAAUAUUAUUUAUAUCAUACUUUAUCUUUAAAUUAUUGCUUUUUUUGUUAAAGGCACCUUGAGUUUCAUCUUGUGGUUGAUGACUAUACUUGUCCAGUAAAUUCAAAGCAAUGCUUUAAUCAUAACACUGAUAAUAACUGCUGCAAACCUAUAUGUUCAUGCAUCAGACUUCUAUUUGAAUAAAUUACUCAUUGGGUUAAAAAGUUUGAAUUCCUACAAGGAGCAGAAAGUUGCCACUGGACGUAGGACUUUCACCGUUUUGAAUUAUCCCUUGGAUAGGCGCUUGGAGAAUAAUUUACAAGAAAUUUUUUUCUCAAAUUUCUGCUUGCUUUCUAUUUCAUUCAAAAUGGAAAGUUAAAGACGCUAAUAAUAGGCUAAUUGACACAAUGGACACGAAGCCCAUUACUCUUUGUGAUUCAAAUAAGGAGUGAUAGUGGAUUUUGAAUGUUUUAAGCUAUAUCUGUCAAUUUCUUUUAUUAUAUAUUUUCCAAAAUUUCAGUAUGUUUUCAUGUGUUGAAUUAUCGUCACUAACAUGAAAGUUAAUAAAAU